Arabidopsis lyrata subsp. lyrata is the source of this 962-nucleotide messenger RNA. RefSeq names its product thylakoid lumenal 15.0 kDa protein 2, chloroplastic. The record is from RefSeq and is a predicted model, not a curated record. The coding region runs from base 29 to 697 and encodes 222 amino acids. The transcript is spliced from 6 exons. Lineage: Eukaryota; Viridiplantae; Streptophyta; Magnoliopsida; Brassicales; Brassicaceae.
GAGUAACGAAAACUUUUGCUCAAGGGUCAUGGCGAUGCUCUUUCUACCUCCUCCUACGCAAUGUAGAAGCUUCUCUCCUUCUGUCUUCAACCACAUCUCCAGAGAAAUUUCAUUGUCUCUUCUCUCCUUGAAAACCUCCGGCGACGAAGAAAACUGGGUUUCACGUUUCCGGUCAAAAUCUCUCAGUUUGGUGUUCUCUGGAGCCCUCGCUCUCGGUUUAUCUAUAUCGGGCGUUGGAUUUGCAGAGGCAAAAGUUGGGGUUAACAAACCAGAAUUGCUACCUAAAGAGUUCACUUCUGUCAUAGAUGUUGCUGGUUUCCUCUCUAAUGGUCAGGAGAAAAGGAUUGCUCAAGAAAUCGCUAAUCUUGAGAAAGAUACAGGAUUCAAGUUGAGAGUCUUGGCCCAAAACUAUCCCGUUACACCCGGACUAGCAAUCAAAGAUUUCUGGCAGGUGGAUGAUAGCACAAUUGUGUUUGUCGCUGACCCGACCUUUGGGAACAUAUUGAAUUUCAAUGUUGGGGCUACAGUUGAUUUAGACAUACCUCGUAGUUUCUGGAGUCGAUUGGCUGGGAAAUAUGGCAACAUGUUUUACUGGAAAGAGAAGGGAGAAGAUGCAUCCAUUGAAGCUGCAGUGAUGGCAAUAUCAAGUUGCUUACGAGAACCAGUUGGUCCAAAUAACUGUGCAGAGAUCCAAUGAAGUAUAUGACCCCCGUAAAGCAUAUCUGUUAUUAACAUUGUAUAGAUUGUUAUCAAAGAGAUACAGAAUUUGUAAGAAUGAAUCCACGUCUCGUGACCUCUCUCCAUUUCUCAGCUUCACCUCCUUAAACAACCACUGUUUCCUUUUGAGAUCUUCAAGGAAUGCCAAGUUCAAGCUUCUGAGGAUGAACUUGAUGGCGGAAGUGGUGUGAGCUAAGAACAGAGUAUGAUAACAGAGUUUAUGAAUAUGCAUUGUGUUUGGUGCU